Messenger RNA from Hibiscus syriacus, 664 nucleotides. RefSeq names its product WD repeat-containing protein 3 homolog. Bases 29 to 664 code for a protein of 211 amino acids. The transcript has 4 exons. Gene Ontology annotation, molecular function: snoRNA binding; protein binding. Gene Ontology annotation, biological process: maturation of SSU-rRNA. The record is from RefSeq and is a predicted model, not a curated record. Lineage: Eukaryota; Viridiplantae; Streptophyta; Magnoliopsida; Malvales; Malvaceae. Gene Ontology annotation, cellular component: small-subunit processome; Pwp2p-containing subcomplex of 90S preribosome.
AUACGGCCACAAACUUCCUGUCCUAUGUAUGGAUAUUUCAUCAGAUGGAGAUUUAAUUGUAACUGGGUCUGCAGAUAAGAAUUUGAGGAUUUGGGGCUUGGAUUUUGGCGAUUGCCACAAAUCCAUCUUUGCACAUGCUGACAGUGUUAUGGAUGUUCAAUUUGUCCACAACACACAUUACAUGUUCAGUGCUGGGAAAGAUCGUCUUUUGAAGUACUGGGAUGCUGAUAAGUUUGAGUUGCUUUUAACGCUUGAGGGACAUCAUGCUGCUGUUUGGUGCCUUGCAGUCAGCAACCGUGGUGACUUUGUUGUUACAGGAUCUCAUGACCGGUCUAUUCGCCGUUGGGAUCGUACUGAAGAGCCAUUUUUUAUUGAGGAAGAAAAAGAGAAAAGAUUGGACGAAAUCUUCGAGGCUUACAUGGACGAUACAUUUGAAGACAGAAAUGCACCGAAGGAAGAACUUCCAGAAGAGGGAGCUGUUGCAUUAGCAGGGAAGAGAACUCUGGAAACCCUGACAGCCACUGAUUCAAUUAUUGAUGCACUAGAAGUGGCAGAAGUGGAGUUUAAACGAAUAGCUGAACAUGAGAAAGAUACAACUGCCAAGAUGAUAAAUCUGUCUUGCAGAGAUGAUUUUCAUUUUGCUCAGAAAUGCUUGUUGGAAUAA